AUGGCUAGUGCAGACGGUGGUGCUUACAGUUAUUCUCUUACUGUCUUUUCCCCAAGCGGGAAGCUUGUUCAGAUCGAACAUGCCUUGGCAGCUGUAUCUCAAGGAACGACGAGUCUUGGGAUAAAAGCCUCCAAUGGAAUAGUCAUCGCUACGGAAAAGAAAUCACCCUCAAUCUUGGUUGACGACUCAAUGUUGGAGAAAGUGGCAGUCGUUUGCCCAAAUAUCGGCAUAGUCUACUCUGGUAUGGGCCCAGAUUUCCGCGUCCUGAUAACAAGAGCGCGGAAAAGUGCACAAGCAUAUUGGAAGAUGUAUGGCGAAUAUCCCCCAACCCGCGUGUUGACACAAGAGAUCGCGAACGUUAUGCAACAAGCAACUCAAUCUGGUGGUGUACGGCCGUAUGGUGUUUCCCUAUUAGUGGCGGGCUGGGAUAUUACUCGAGGGCCUACUCUAUACCAAGUGGAUCCUUCCGGAUCGUACUGGGCAUGGAAGGCCAGUGCCAUAGGAAAGAAUAUGAUUAACGCUAAGACUUUCUUGGAAAAGCGAUACAACGACGAUAUUAGCCUCGAAGACGCGAUACACACGGCGCUUCUAACCCUGAAAGAAGGAUUUGAAGGGCAAAUGACGGAGAAGACGAUUGAACUGGGUGUGGUCACAGUGCCGACGCCUGCAGAAAUUGAAGCAGGUCGCACCGGUUCAGCGACGGGAAGACCUAAACCGACUUUCAGGAAAUUGACGGAAGAGGAAGUACGCGAUUAUCUCGCUUUGUAA
Messenger RNA from Lentinula edodes (shiitake mushroom), 768 nucleotides. RefSeq names its product proteasome-domain-containing protein. The transcript is spliced from 5 exons. Gene Ontology annotation, cellular component: proteasome core complex; proteasome core complex, alpha-subunit complex. Lineage: Eukaryota; Fungi; Basidiomycota; Agaricomycetes; Agaricales; Omphalotaceae. The record is from RefSeq and is a predicted model, not a curated record. The coding region runs from base 1 to 768 and encodes 255 amino acids. Gene Ontology annotation, biological process: ubiquitin-dependent protein catabolic process.